AUGUUAUCACCGCCACGUCUGCGAGCCGCCGACGACAAACAUCCCCAGACGCAGCACGGCGCGCACUCGCCAUCGCCGCCUGUGCCUGGGCCCCUGCCACCGCCUUCGCCACCCCCGUCACACUCGUCGCAUGCGCCCUCGCCAGUAGCAGCAGCAACACCAUCUCCACCGCUCUCGCCUCUUUCGUAUUCAGCAUAUAACACCGUCUUGCACACCCUGCACUCCCAUUUUCGCAGUCUUCCCGAGCAAGGCGCAAAUCAACACCAGGAAUUCAGCCUUCCGUACCCCGCCUUUGAGCGCCUCUACCAGCGAUACCUCGACCCAGACUCACGACAGCCAGCGACAGAAUUCGACCACUGGUGUGCGCAGAAGCUGCGAUGGGAUUACGAUCCCGAGCGGGAGAAAGUGGUUCUGCGAAUGCCCAAUGCUAUCCACGAGGUCUUGAUUGAGCGGGUUCGCGGCGCGAUUUGGCAAGGGAAGGAGGAGCUGGCGAGUGAACUGGAGAAGAGCCAUAACGAAAGAGCCUGCGCCGAGGUCGCCCACACCGAUGUCAGUGGCGGAGAUGCUUCUGGGAAUGGCAGUGGCAGUGGCAGCGGCAGCGGCAGCGACAAGGUCGAAGGAUGCCGCUUGCCUGUCGCAGCCGCUCUAACAGCAGAGCUCCGGAAUGUCGACUCGACGGGCAGCACGAACUUGAGAUUUACGAACGAAAGCGGCGCACAACCUAACAGAUACGAAUACAGCCCCGACGCGACGUUCACACAUCAAGACGCACCAUAUCCAGCCCUGGUUCUUGAGGUAGCGUACUCGCAGUCGUCCAAGAGCCUCAAAAACCUCGCAUACGACUACAUCGAGAGGUCCGAAUGCCACAUUGCUUGCGUGGUUGGCAUCCAGCUUUCAUACAACGAACCUAGCAAGGGAGGCGCACUCGAUUCAAAGCGCGAUCAGACUGCGAACUUCAGCAUCUGGCGGUCAGCGCUUGACGAGAAUGGUGAUGGCUACUGCGAGUGUGUCUGUGACAGCGUCUUGUUCCGAGAGGCGGAUGGCACUCUGCUAGCCGAUGCCCCGCCUAUCGAGCUCCGCGUUUCCGAUAUCAUCCCGUCAUCGAUUCUGGAUGAUUGCUGCCCUCCAGAUCACGAGCUUCGAGGCGCUUUGUUCGCCACCAUCACUCCGAUACAACUCGGCGAAUUUCUCGAACGGGCUGAGAAGCACCAGAAAAGCCGGAGAAGGCGUCCUGCGCGCCAAUACGGACAGGCGGGGCAACGCAGGACAAGAAAGAGGCAGCGCACUCCAGAAGAGGAGCUUUCUGAUGAUCGAGAAGGCAAGUACAAGCGACUCGAGGAUGCGGCCUGGGCUCGCGAGAAGCAGGAAGACGGAACAUACACCGGACGACGUACUCGAGAAGCACCAGAUGCGUCGACAGCUGAGCCUACCCUGCAGCUGCGAACGAGUCAACGCUUGAAAGAGAAGUAUAGGGAGGGAUGAGGUGAGGGAAGCAAAGAGAGAGAAGGGGUGAGAGAGAAACAAGGUAGUAGAGAAGCAAGGUGGUAGAGAAGCAAGGUGAGAGAGAAGCGAGGUAAGAGAGAAGCAAGGGCAGAGAUGAGGUAGCAGAUCGGCACACGUUCAUCAGUAUACGCCUCCAAAUUG
Messenger RNA from Pseudocercospora fijiensis CIRAD86, 1644 nucleotides. RefSeq lists its product as uncharacterized. The record is from RefSeq and is a predicted model, not a curated record. The transcript has a single exon. Bases 1 to 1482 code for a protein of 493 amino acids. NCBI's taxonomy places the organism in Eukaryota, Fungi, Ascomycota, Dothideomycetes, Mycosphaerellales, Mycosphaerellaceae.